Molecule: messenger RNA, 1986 nt
Organism: Acomys russatus (golden spiny mouse)
Lineage: Eukaryota; Metazoa; Chordata; Mammalia; Rodentia; Muridae
Product: solute carrier organic anion transporter family member 6C1-like
Exons: 13
Coding region: 1-1986 (661 amino acids)
Biological process (GO): sodium-independent organic anion transport; transmembrane transport
Cellular component (GO): membrane
Molecular function (GO): protein binding
Source: RefSeq, a predicted model, not a curated record
AUGGCCCAGGAACCCAGUAAAGAGACAGCCGCCAACAAGGUGGAACCAGUAAAAGAAGAGAAAGACAAGGAGACUGAGGAACAGAGCAAAACGGGCACAUAUCUUGUAACAAUUCCCACCGCCAUGAUCAAGUUUUCAAAGACCAAUAAAAACAAAGAGGAUUCUGGAACUCCCCAAACAUUAUCGGACCUAAAAGACAGUGAUUCUUUCAAGGGGUCAUUCGGCUUGGGCGGUCUAGUUUUCCCUUCUUUACAGCGUUUCAACAACAUUUACUCCUUUAAUAUUUUUCUCUCACUGGCGAUGUUUGCUCAUGGUAUUGUAGCUGCUCUUGUGGACCUGAGUUUGGCAGAGUAUGAAAAAGAAUUUUCUCUGUCAAGGAGAGAGAAAUUCAUAUUGGAUUUCAGUGAUUACUGUGCAUCUUUCCUAGCAGCAAUAUUUAUAGGACACUAUGGAGGCAGAGGGAACAGGUCGAUAUGGGUGGCAGUUUCCUCCUUUACAGUAGUAAUAGCAUCAAUUACAUUUGUUUAUCCUUUCAUUCACUAUGUAAUUAUAAGACCAGUGGAAGCAAGUCAAGAAUUGUGCAACCCAGAUGAAUUGGCAGUGGCAAGUUGUGAAAGGAUAUUGCCACACAGAACAUUAUGUUUUUAUCUCUUCCUCUUGGGGCAGUUUCUCCAUGGAAUAGCUGGGAUGCCAAUGAUAAUCCUUGGUGUGACCUUCAUUUAUGACCACGUUCCCCUCUACUCAUGUGGCUCUUACAUAGCUGUUGGGGAUGCUGCACAGCAGAUCGGAUACAUUCUGGGUUACAUAGUAGGAAGAAUGGGUAUUGAGCCUCCUCAUGAUGUAACUGUGAAUCCAGAUGGAACUUCUGAUGGCCUUGUAGUGUGGCAGAAACCUUGGUGGCUUGGCUACUUUAUAAGUGGUACACUUGCAUUGAUUGCAAGUUUUCCAUUGUUAUGUUUUCCAGCUACUUUGCCUGGUGCUAACAAGGUAAGACGUGAGAAAGAAAAGGAACGUCCAGCCUUUGACAAGAGGCUUAAAGAUAAGAAAUAUGGACCUCACUUGAAGGACAUGUUUCGUGCUACAAAGUGGAUGUUGAAGAACCCAUUGCUGAUGAGCCAGGCAUUCUGCAAAGUUACAGAGACUGUAGGCUUUAAGGAAUGUUCCUUCUUUCUGCCCAUAUAUUUACAAAGUCAGUUUAUGUUAACACCGUCAUUUGCCUCUUCAAUUUCAGGAUUUCUUAUCUUUACUGGACUUGUUACUUCUCAUUUAGUGGGAGGUAUGAUUAUUGACAAACUGAAAAUGUCAUGGGAGAACAAAGUGAAAUUUACAAUGCUAUCAAAUAUUUUAUCAAGUGUGCUUUUUCUGUUAAUCUUUUUCAUAACAUGUGAAACAGUGAAAUCUGCCGGAAUCAAUACUGCUUAUGACGGCACAGGUAAGAUUGGAAACCUCACAGCUCCAUGCAAUGUAAAAUGUGAGUGCUUAAAUUCCAUCCAUAUUGCUGUAUGUGGAAGAGAUGAGACUGAAUAUUUCUCUCCAUGCUUUGCAGGCUGCAAAGCUAUGAAAUUCUUAAGUGAUGAAAAGACAUACUACAAUUGUUCUUGCAUUAAAGACGGAUUGACAACUACAGAUGUAGAAGGUCAUUUUAUUGAUGCUGUUCUUGGAAAAUGUAAUAGCAACUGUCAUUCAUUGCCUUUGUUUCUUGCUUUUUUCUUUGCUUCAAUCUCUUUUGCUAAUAUGUGUAGUAUACCUGUCACCGUGACUUCCCUCCAAACUGUACCUGACAGAUUCACUUCAUUGAGCUUGGGUGUGACCUGUGCAAUUUGGAGAUUUGCUGGAUCCUUUCCCGCUACAUUUCUUAUGAGAGAAAUAACAGUCAAAGCUUGUAUUUACUGGGAGAUCACUAGAUGUGGAGCAAAAGGACGUUGCUGGAUCUUUAAUAAGACAAUAUUGGUCACCUUAUUUACAGGAAUAUGUUUACAGUAUUAA